GGUGGAUGUCGCCUUAGUAAUUGUGUAACUCCAAAAAAAAAAUAAAAAUACCAGCAUCGUUAUCAUCAAAUGCACCAUUUUCAUUAUAUCAAAAAGUAAAACACAUUAAUUGUGCUCUUUCUUCAAUGUUAAGAGCUAAAUUCGAUGAAGAAACACAAUGCCAAGUGCUAGUAUCUCAUUUAAUCGACACAGUUCAUGAACAAUGUGAGGAAUUAUAUUUAAAAUCUUUAAUUACACAAUUAUUUGAAAGUAAACGUAUGAAUGAUUGUUAUAAAAUUGUUGAAAACCUUCCUACAAAAAUAAAACUAAAAAAACUUAAUUCAUUUACAAAUGUUAACAUUUCAGAAAAAUUGUUAAAAAUUUAUAACGAUAAUGUGAUUGUCACACUUCAAAAAAUUAUUCAAAUAGCAUUUCUCACAAGAAAACAAAGCACAUGUCCAGACUGGUUCAUUUACAAACAAUACAGAUUAAGCAGCUCUAUGGCUCAUUCUGUAAAAACAAGAAAAAACAAUUUUGAAAAAUUGGCUUUUAGAUUUUUAAAUAAUACAUUCAAAGGAACAAUUGCAACUGAUUACGGAAUUAAAUUGGAGCAAAUUGCAAAAAAUUCGUUUUCGCUUAAAAAAAAUAUUAGAAUAAUUGAUGCAGGAGUUAUCAUUUGUAAUGAAGCUCCCUGGAUUUGUGCAAGCCCUGAUGGUAUAUGCAAAAAAGGAAAUAAAAUAAGCUUACUUGAAAUUAAAUGCCCUUACACGUGUAAAGAUAAAAAAAUUGUUGAUUUCAAGACAAAUGAGAUAUUUGUAAAAUAUUUAGAGUUUAAAAAUUCUAAACUUUAUUUAAAAGAAAAUAGCAGGUAUUAUACACAAAUUCAAUUAGCUUUAUACGUAACAAAUAUUCAGUUUUCUUAUUUAUCUAUAGUGAUGUACAAAAUGUAAUACUUAAAGUAGACAAAAAUGAGACAUUCAUUUAUUCACUAUUAGAGAAGAUGGAAAUGUUCUACUUUAAUUAUUAUUUACCUGCAAUUGUAAAUAGUAUUUAAGUAUUAAGUGUAAAUAGUAUUAAGUUUUAU
Molecule: messenger RNA, 1063 nt
Organism: Centruroides sculpturatus (bark scorpion)
Lineage: Eukaryota; Metazoa; Arthropoda; Arachnida; Scorpiones; Buthidae
Exons: 1
Coding region: 126-929 (267 amino acids)
Source: RefSeq, a predicted model, not a curated record